CAUAAAGAAAGUUGAAGCAGAAGUAUCUUAAGGCUCAGGCGACAUAAGAUGGGACCCAAAUAUUCGUGUAAUAAAAAAAAUGAUUCUUUCACCCGAACAGCCCCCUACAUACCUUCUUAACGGACCAAAUGAACGACAGCUUUCGAUCUUAUUCGGUCCACAUUAUACUUCUUUGAACGAUGGCUUCACAAAAAGACUCGAAGACGUAAACCGAUACCAAGACGAAAAAGAAACAGGAGAUAAAAGGCCGAUCUUAGAAUCACCAUCAGCUCCAGAACGUAAGUCAGUAUUAGUUGAAAUCAACGAGGACACGAGUGUCAAGAGCGAAGAAGAAAUGGACGAAGAAGCGACAAAAAAGGAGAAUGGAAACACAGAGCCGGUAACCAACAAGUCAGCAACGAACAAUAAGGACAAGAAGAAGAAGAAUAAGAAUAAGAAGAAGUGAAACGAGGAAAAG
This is a messenger RNA of Rhizophagus irregularis DAOM 181602=DAOM 197198, 457 nucleotides long. Lineage: Eukaryota; Fungi; Glomeromycota; Glomeromycetes; Glomerales; Glomeraceae. The record is from RefSeq and is a predicted model, not a curated record.